AUGGGCCAAAGUGUUUCGACCUCAUGGCUUUCGGCCCCUUUGGCCAAAGAGCUGCUGGAGGAGCUGCGACAGUUUUCCUUGCAGGCACCCGGCAGCUUUUGGGACGGCCCCGUGUCAGCACGCUUUCGGUGGGCGGUGAACAUCAACGACUGGAAGCCCCGCGGAGGAUCCGAUGGCGAGGAAUUCCGAUUAAUGUUGUCGUUGUUGAAGCCUGAAGAGCAAGAAUCGAUCAUGUCGUACAGAGCUUUGCCAGACCGCAAGCGAACUUUGCUGGGUCGUCUGCUGGGGCUGAGGGCAUGUGCCCAGGCCUUGGGCCAAUCAGACUUUGCUGGUAUCCAAAUUGGCCGCACAAAGGGAAAGAAGCCUUUUCUGCUGUCGCCAUUGCCGACAACAUUGCCGAAUUUCAACUUCAAUGUUUCCCACGACGGUAAUUGGGUCGUCUUAGCAAGCGACCCCAUCUUCCUUGUUGGUGCUGAUGUUUCCGCACCGCAGCAAGAGCGCGGAGAGCGAGAGGACGAGACUUGGUACCAGGACUUGCAGGCCGUGCUGACUGACGCAGAGCGGGAGUGCAUCAAGAGCAGUUCGAGCGCAGUGCGAUACGCCACCUUCCAGCGGAUUUGGUCUGCGAAAGAGGCCGUGUCCAAGGCAGUUGGACAGGGGCUGGCAUUCGGGCUUGAACGGAUGGAGGUGCAGCUGCCUGGAGCCCAUCAAGAGAACUUGGGUAACUUGGUUCUCACGGCGCUGGGGAUCACAAGGUCCGAGACAACGGAGCCCACCGCCAAAAAAGGUCGGAUAAAGUUUUCGUCUCUUCUGGACAGCCUGCAGAGCAAAAGCGGCUCAGGCCCCGAGCAAGGGCCGGCCGCGACCCGAGAGGAGAAAGCAGAAGCGGUGCCGACGCUGAUGCAGCGAGUGGAAAUUCAUAUUGACGGCUGGCCUCGUGCAGACUGGACGGUGUACCAAGAGGAGCUUCGGGGAUCCUGGAUCUCCAUGGCGAUUGGUCCGGUGGACGAGGCAGUCGAUGCAAAUGGGACCUUCCGGGCUACCUUCAGACUACCUGGGCUGGGUGGACCUUCGGACCUCGAGGCCCUGCAAGGCAAGUUGGAUGUGCAGCCGACCUCCGCCAGCGCUGGCCCCUGGAUUCCGCACGACAAAGGAUUCCAGAUCCUCCCGGUGGAAGCUCUCCUUCCGCAGGAGGCGAAGGAGCAGCUCGCAAUCCUCCGGGGUCGAGACGUGGCACUGGCAGCAGGGGUGUGA
This is a messenger RNA of Symbiodinium sp. CCMP2456, 1254 nucleotides long. The record is from the annotation of a GenBank genome assembly. Lineage: Eukaryota; Dinophyceae; Suessiales; Symbiodiniaceae.